Achroia grisella is the source of this 2428-nucleotide messenger RNA. RefSeq lists its product as uncharacterized. The transcript is spliced from 3 exons. Gene Ontology annotation, biological process: calcium ion import across plasma membrane. The record is from RefSeq and is a predicted model, not a curated record. The coding region runs from base 1 to 1167 and encodes 388 amino acids. Gene Ontology annotation, cellular component: plasma membrane. NCBI's taxonomy places the organism in Eukaryota, Metazoa, Arthropoda, Insecta, Lepidoptera, Pyralidae. Gene Ontology annotation, molecular function: stretch-activated, monoatomic cation-selective, calcium channel activity.
AUGCGAGCGCCGCCGCUGCUGCUGCUGCUGCUGAUGGCGGCCGCGGGCCUGGCCGUGAGUCCGCUCGCGCGCCUCAACCCCUGGCUGAGCGCGUGCGACCUGGAGGAGGAGGGCGCGAGCGGCGUGCGCGAGUGCGGGGGCGCGGCGUGCGGCGGCGGCGGCGGCGCGGCCGAGUCGCUGACGGUGCGCGACGUGCCGCACCUGUGCGCGCUGGGGGCUGUUGCACGAGCACGACGCCUUGCCGAGUUGCGGCUGCGCGCCUGCUGCGAGCGCUCGCCCGCCUCCGCACUGGACCAAGGCGCGCGCGCCGAAGUACAAGCCGGCGGGGAACGCUGCGAGCGCACGCUGCACGACCUCCUUGGCCUCGACGCGAUGGUCGCGCGCGUGCACUGCGACUUCGUCGACAUCCUCAGUCGCUACGACUGCGACCAGUCCUACUCCGUACACACGUGUGAACAGUGCCAGGAAACGUAUAGACGGUGGGCGUGCAGUACAAUGGUGCCACUAUGGGUAGAAGAAGGUGCGGAAGAGGGAAGCGACGAAAGCGGCAGGUCGCGGCGCGCGCCCGCCGAACACGCAGCGCGCUGGCACGCGCGGCACCUCGAGCGCGUCGGCCACUUGGACCGGCGGCGCAGCGCCGGCGGCGGCGUGGUUGGCCGGUGGGUCCGCGCCGCCGCCGCCGGCCCCGGCCGGCCCCUAGCACGGCUCAAGCCCUGCCUCUCAGUUUGUCAGCUCGUCGAGCAAAAUUGCCCUUACUUCCUGCCGGCGGACCGCGCGCCCGCCUACCCCACACAGUACGCUGGCGAGCCCACAUUCCUAUGUCUUGAUCCGCGUAUUCCGGAAACUGGUGCGCAGGCCAACAAAUCCAACUAUGGACCGGAUGAGUGCUGCUACUGGUACUGCGAGGGCCGGUUAUGCUACCGGUGCGAGGCGAGGCUCAACGAAGCCCCGCGCCCUGACGCCGAGCGGUGCGCGCCCGUCGACGAGCGGGUACCGACCUGCUCGGUGCCAUACCAGGCGCCCGCGGCGGCGUCUACGCCACGUGCCUCCAUACCUUCCCACCUUGUGCUAAUCGCAGCAGCACUCAUGUUCGGACUCGUGGCGCAAUCACGGACCCACUGGACAGCGUCCACGUCUCUAGUGAAUGUGCGCGAUUCAAGGUUAUAGUUUUACGUUAUCGUGCGUUGCACCCCCACGUCCCGCGAUCGUCGGAUUGCGAUCGGAACUUCUAUUAGUGCUGUACUUAUGAUAAUAAAUUACGCGCGGUUACGAGUUCGAUGAUCCCCGCGACUCGCGGUGGCGGGGCGCGGAUGGCCGCGUGCCGCCCCCGCGAGUGCGCCGGCGAUAUAGACUGUAAGUUAAUAUUUGUGUCCGAAUGUUCGAUACACCCGAAAUAUAGAAACACCAAAUGUUCAGAAAUUAUUACUUAUGCAAUUUAUCUCGUAAGCGCUGUUUGCCGAAGUUCCGGCCAGUAUGUUAAUAUUUUCGGCACGAAUUGUAAACGAACCCAUAUUUUUAGUUUAAGUGAAGAUGUUAUAUUAUAUAUUUUAAUUAGUAAUUUACAGGUUACGUGAUGUGAUUCAUAGGCAGUCAAUAGAUAAAUUGAGUUCAUUGAAAUCAGCAUGAAUUCAGCAUUUACUUAGAAAUAAUGUUGGGCAAAGAAGAAAAGAUUUAAGCGAAUUGGUGCGUUAGGGAUUUGUGUGUUGAUAAUUUUUAUACGAACAGUAUACAGCGUAUAUUAAAAGACAGACAUGAAUUAAAUAGUUGCAUUAAUUCUUUACAAAUCGUUACUCUGUAAUGAAAUAACAAAAAAAUCGAAACAGAUUCCGACAAAUUACUAAUUGACACAUACAUUAUAAGGAUUUUUUGUUUACAAUAGCGAAACAAGAAUUGGAAUCGGUUUUUAGAGAGUUAUUUUUGUAAUGAUGCAUAAAAAUACGGACGAGUAGUAUGUGGGCGAGAGCGGUAACAGUACACAUGGUAUAGCAUAGUAGGCAGUAUUUUGGAAAUGAGUAUGGGGUCUACGGGACGCGCUCAACAUUUCCUUGCACAUGCCGCGAUCGCUCCGUGCCUUGUUCCGUCAGCGAGCGCCUAAAUAGCUGGUCUAUAUAUGAUAUUGACUAAAGUAAUAUAGGAUUAAUUAAAGGUAGUUGUUGUUUUGUAAGAAAUAAAUUAUGACUAAAGCAUAUAAUGAAAGUUAUAUGUAAAUAUCCGUCUUAUGAACUAUCAAUCAAUAUAAUGCAGAUAUAACAUGGUUGAAAAUGAUUUUUAUAUGAAUUGAUUUUUAAUAUAUAUUAUUGUAUAUGUAUAUCGUGUCGUAUAAAUGAUAUUGAUGAAGCAACCUUCAACAUGGGUAUUGUCGUUCACAUAUGUAUAGGUAACAAUAUUUGUUAGUUCGUUUUAUUUUUGAAAAAUAUUAAAUUAUAGA